Molecule: messenger RNA, 1023 nt
Organism: Thelazia callipaeda (thelaziosis nematode)
Lineage: Eukaryota; Metazoa; Nematoda; Chromadorea; Rhabditida; Thelaziidae
Source: the annotation of a GenBank genome assembly
AUGGGCCGCAAAAAAAUUCAAAUUACAAGGAUACAAGAUGAGCGUAAUCGACAGGUGACAUUUACUAAACGAAAGUUUGGAUUGAUGAAGAAGGCAUAUGAAUUAUCUGUUUUGUGUGAUUGUGAAAUAGCUCUAAUUAUUUUCAAUUCAACAAAUAAAUUAUUCCAAUAUGCAAGUACUGAUAUGGAUAAAGUACUACUGAAGUAUACAGAAUAUAAUGAACCACAUGAAAGUCGAACAAACGCAGAUAUUGUUGAAGCACUGCAAAGGAAGGAGAAUAAAUCGGGUGGAGUGGAAUCAGAUGAAGAUUCUCCAGGUUCUUCAACUCCAAAUGGUGCAAGUUCAAAUAACGGGCCUGCUGUGAGUAGUACUACAACUACUAGCACUUCAUCAAGUAUGGACUUCAAUGGUGUCACUAAUAAUAUUGCACAACAAAUUUUCAAUUCUAAUGUAUUCCUUUCACAUCCUAUUGUAUCGUACAGUAACUCAAGAGAUGCAACAAAUACUUCACUGAAUCGGCCACAGCAACAAAUAGAACAAGUAAAGGGUCAUCAGUUAAGCUUUCCAUCAACUAGUUCAUUUCUAGAUUAUACUGAUUGCUCUAGUAGUCCACGUUCUGUUGCUGCUUUUACAAGUAGUAGUAGCCGGAAUUGUGCUGAUAGUCCAAUUUCUUCUCAUGAUCAGCAGCAACAACACAUUAAUAUCAGUCAGGGAACACAGAAUGAAGCACAGCUGCAGUUACAACUUCCUCUCUCUGAAACUGUAGCGAUAGCAGCAGCUCGAAAUCAUGCAGUAUCAUCUGAUUUAAAUCGAAAUUCGGUUGUUGCUACUGGAACAGAUAUAAGUGAGCUGAAUCGUGCAUCGAGUCAGGUACAACAACGGCAUAUUAAUGUGGUAGCAGCGACCAGUAGUUCUCCUUGGUUAUCAGCUAUGCAGCCUAAAGUUUACAUCAAAGAUGAACCUAGUUCUCCACCUGAGAAAAGAACUCGACUUCAGGAUUGGCAAGCACAGUCGAUUACAUGA